Molecule: messenger RNA, 613 nt
Organism: Fusarium oxysporum Fo47
Lineage: Eukaryota; Fungi; Ascomycota; Sordariomycetes; Hypocreales; Nectriaceae
Product: DUF3759 domain-containing protein
Exons: 3
Coding region: 196-522 (108 amino acids)
Source: RefSeq, a predicted model, not a curated record
CUUGAAACUUGCUAGAAGCAGCUUGUGCAAUGCGGCUUGUUUCCAAGUUUAGAAUAGAGUAGAGUGUCGUGGUCUAGGUAGAAGACCCCUGGACCCCUCAAGGUAUAAAGUUUGAGCUUUUCUGUGUGCAUCAAUCCUUAUUCAAACAUCCUACAUCUUUAUCACUUAUUCACUACAUCAAAUACAUUACUCACAAUGGGUUGGUUCGAUAACAACACCGAGGUCGUUGAAAACUUCAACGAGUACAAUCAAAACUCUGAGAACAGGGAGCAUCACGCCAAGCUCUCCCACGAGAUCAUCGGCGGUGCUGCUGCCUAUGAAGCUGCCAAGGCAUACGAGGAGCAUGUAGCUAGAAACGGCAAGCCCGACAGCCAUGCACAGGCCAAGGAGUUCAUUGCCGGAGCUGUUGGUGCUUUUGUUGACAGAGAGUUUGAGACCAAGGGUCUUGACUUCUUCGAUAGGGAGGAGGCUAAGCGUCAUGGUGAACGCAAGGCGCACAGGGAGCUUGAGGAGCAGUACUAGAUCUGUACUAGAGUUUCUUGUUAGCAAAUCAAUAUAAUGAAUGAUGAACUAUACAUGGACCAAUGUUCGCUGUCGCCGUGCGAGAUUUGGG